Molecule: messenger RNA, 1374 nt
Organism: Aplysia californica (California sea hare)
Lineage: Eukaryota; Metazoa; Mollusca; Gastropoda; Aplysiida; Aplysiidae
Exons: 3
Coding region: 1-1374 (457 amino acids)
Biological process (GO): transmembrane transport
Molecular function (GO): transmembrane transporter activity
Source: RefSeq, a predicted model, not a curated record
AUGGCAGUGGGCUGUCUUAUUGUGGACCUGUCGGUGCUGCUGGGUUAUUGGGGACUGCCGUACUGGCCAGUCAUGGUGCUGCUUUUGGGGCCCGGUGUUGGCCUGGGAUGUGGUAUAAUGGUGAGCAUGAGUUUGACCUACUGCGUGGCCUGGGCCAGUGCUGAUGACGUAGGACUGGUCUCUACCGUAGGGACCACUGUGGGCAUUGGUUCUGUGGCCAUAAACGCCAUCAUCACUCGUUUCGUCAACCCAGACAAUCUACUGCCUUCUUCCAAAGGUCACAAAGACGACAAAUACUUCGGAGAGUCCGAGCUACUGGACAGAGUUCCAUACUUGUUCCUGGUGCUGUCGGGAGUAUUUGCCGCUGUACACGUCAUAGCACUGAUGAUGUUACGAGACCCCAGUCCAGGCAACGACUCCCCGAACACACAGAAUGACGUUAUGACAGACAAGUCUUUUACCAUUAACCACACCAUGUAUGGAAGAGCGGAAGAAGACAAUCCUACAGGCGUGUUCGCCAAAGAAUCAAGAAAUCUAGAUACCGACUGGAACAUCAAUAAAGAAACCAGUUUGCUGUUGGACGCAGAAGGCGCUCAGAGGAACAAAACUAUGGUUUAUGUUGGUACUUCGAGUUCAGAUGACGAGGAUGUGAGUAACGGAGACAUUCGAAACACUGAUCAAAGUGGAAAUGCCAGGUUUCAGAAGGCACAAAAUGCGGGUCUUAAACCAACGCGUAAGACUGAUAAGGAGAGACAAGAAGAUGAGAAUAACGAAAACAAAAGUAAAUGGAUAAACAUACAGAAACUGUACGAAGUGUACAGCAAAAAAGAAUUUUACGUACUUUGCGUGACUUGGGGGGUUGCUGAAAUCGGGUACAUUACGCAAGCGGACAUUUAUAAACAAUUCGGCGCAGGCUUCAUCCAUGACGAUCACUUCCUGAGCUUGGUGGGGACAUCGUUUUCUGUGAUGACGUUGGUGGCGCGCCCACCCUGGGGCGUGUUGUCCGACAGAUGUACCACCAAGACACUCGUCGUGAUCCUACAGUCGGCCAUGAUUCUCCUCACUUCCAACCAGUGCUUAACACAGUUCCUUAACAAAUGGGUCUACCUCUUAUGGAAUGUCGCAAUCACCAGCACUGCCAUUGGCGCCUACGCCACUGUGCCCGUGGGAAUAUACCGGUACUUCAAUAAGGACGAUUUCAUGUUGGUCUAUGGCUUAGUGGCUGCUCCCGGCAUUUUCAUAGCGAUUCUGUACCCUGUUGUGAGCAAAAGUUUGUUAGAAGCUCUUGGCUUUUGCGGCUUCUUCAACUGUGUGUCAGUCACUUAUCUAUUUGCACUUUUGAUGGGUCUUCUCCUUCUACCAUCAAAACCUUGA